GCACAUAGCAGGCACUCCAUAGCCACAUGGCCUGGGCCCUGCCAGCCAGGAAUCUCUCUCAGCCGCCCCCUCUCACAGGCUGUGCUCCCCUUAAGCACUGGGGCUUUCUGACUGGGAGCUGCCGAGGGUCCGGCCUUCCUCCCCCAUUUCAUCUCCUAGGGAACCUGAGGCUGGAGAGUGACCAGGCUGUACAUCGACGUCCUCAGACCAUCUGCUGCCAGGGAGAGAGGAGGGGAGAGGGUCAUAGGCCCCUUCAGAGUCCCAGACCCAGCCAGGAGCUGCUGAGACUUUGCCCAGGACAUCUUCGGGUUUCGCUGAGCUGGUUUUCAGGAUUCCUCCCUCCCCCUGGAGUGGGAGGGUGGGGGUCACACUGGUGCUACCAGAAUCAAGUCAAGCCCUCCAACUACACCUGCUUGGGGCCGGACCAGUGGGGCGAUAGCUGCCAGAAUGACCGCCAGUCUCCCAUCAACAUCGUCACUGCCAAGACACUGCUGGACCCAAACCUGGGACCCUUCUCCUUCUCCGGCUACGACAAGAAGCAAAAGUGGGCCGUGCAAAACAAUGGCCACUCAGUGAUGGUGUUGCUGGGGGACGAGGCCUCGAUUGCUGGAGGAGGACUGACCGCCCGGUACCGGGCCAAGCAGCUGCACCUACACUGGUCCAAGGUGAUGGAUUGGGGCUCGGAGCAUAGCUUCGACGGGGAUCGCUUUGCCAUGGAGAUACACAUGGUACAUGAGAAAGAAAAGGGGACAUCGAGGAACACGAACAAGAACCAGGACCCCAAAGAUGAGAUCGCAGUGCUGGCCUUCAUGGUGGAGGCCGGAUCCAAGAAUGUUAACUUCCAGCCCCUGGUGCAGGCGCUGUCUGACAUCCCCAGUCCCAAUAUGAACACCACGCUGAAAGACAUCAGCCUCUUCGACCUGCUCCCCAAGAAGGAGAAACUGAGGCACUACUUCCGCUACCUGGGCUCGCUCACCACACCAGGCUGCGAUGAGAAGGUGGUCUGGACCGUGUUCCGGGAGCCCAUUCAGCUCCACGAGGACCAGAUCCUGGCAUUCUCUCAGAAGCUGUAUUAUGACAACGAGAAGAAGCUGCAAAUGACAGACAAUGUCAGGCCCCUGCAGCCCCGGGGGCCGCGCCAGGUUUUCAGGUCCCAGGCCCCGGGACGGCUGCUGCCCUUGCCACUGCCCACCCUGCUGACCCUCGCGCUCACCUGCCUGACAGCAGGCUUCCUCCGAUGACGACUCAUGUUUGCACGCUUGACCUCUGGUCUCAGCCCUUAAGAGGGCUUGAGCCUCUGUUCCUCAGGCUUCCCGGGUUGGACUUUGGUGAUGAUUAAAAUAUGGACAUGUUUUUGGAGAAA
Molecule: messenger RNA, 1363 nt
Organism: Balaenoptera ricei (Rice's whale)
Lineage: Eukaryota; Metazoa; Chordata; Mammalia; Artiodactyla; Balaenopteridae
Gene: CA4
Product: carbonic anhydrase 4
Exons: 8
Coding region: 27-1241 (404 amino acids)
Cellular component (GO): plasma membrane
Molecular function (GO): zinc ion binding; carbonate dehydratase activity
Source: RefSeq, a predicted model, not a curated record